Messenger RNA from Uncinocarpus reesii 1704, 330 nucleotides. RefSeq lists its product as uncharacterized. Lineage: Eukaryota; Fungi; Ascomycota; Eurotiomycetes; Onygenales; Onygenaceae. The coding region runs from base 1 to 330 and encodes 109 amino acids. The record is from RefSeq and is a predicted model, not a curated record. The transcript is spliced from 3 exons.
AUGUCGAACCUCGCAAAAGAAGCCGAGAGAGACCUCAACUCCUAUCAAGCAAAGCAAGGAGUUGGUCCCAAAAGCACCAGCAUCAAAGCCGAUGAAUCGGGUGUAAAUGCGGAUGUUGAGCGCAGAUUCCCCGGGUCAGAAGUGAAAUACGGUAGUGCCGCUACGACUGGCACGGGAGACAAUAGACCGAUUCCUGAAGAAGAGGGUGGUCGAUAUGAUGAUCGCGGGCGAUUGAGCAAAGCGAAGCAUUUUGAAGGCCCUGGCGGCCCUGAAGAUAAGAUGCACAUUGAGUCAAAAGAAUCGCCUGGCGCUCGAGACACUUUGACAUAA